This is a messenger RNA of Morus notabilis, 1945 nucleotides long. RefSeq names its product protein SAR DEFICIENT 1. Lineage: Eukaryota; Viridiplantae; Streptophyta; Magnoliopsida; Rosales; Moraceae. The coding region runs from base 147 to 1589 and encodes 480 amino acids. The record is from RefSeq and is a predicted model, not a curated record. Gene Ontology annotation, cellular component: nucleus. The transcript is spliced from 7 exons. Gene Ontology annotation, molecular function: calmodulin binding; DNA-binding transcription factor activity; sequence-specific DNA binding. Gene Ontology annotation, biological process: regulation of salicylic acid biosynthetic process.
CCCCUCCAUUUCGCAGUCUUUCACCAGCGCUACUGAAAAUUAUAAAAUCCCCAUUAUCUCAAACCCCUCUCCUCCAUUAUUGUUGAUUGAUCUCGCUUAAAUUCUCUCUCUCGUCAUCUUUUUGAUAACUAUUUGAGAAAACCAUAAUGGCAGGAAAACGGUUUUUUAGCGACUCGAAAUCCGACAAAGAUCUGCCGGAGGAGAUCCAGAAGAGGCCCAGAAUUUCUCUAGCUUCUGUUGUUGGAGAAGUAGUUAUGGUCAACUCCCUGCAGAACCUCUUCUCAUCCUUGGAACCUUUGCUGAGGAGAGUGGUGAAAGAAGAAGUGGACCACGGUUUAAGAAGAUGCACUCGCUCUUUAACUAGGUCAUCAUCGAUAAGAAUCCAAGCCCUUGAACCGUCAAGCCUACAACUAGUUUUCUCCAAGAAACUCUCACUUCCAAUCUUCACCGGAAGCAAGAUUCUAGACAAUGAAGGAAAUCCCCUUCAAAUCAAUUUAGUGGACAAAAGUAACGGCAAUGAUCAAAUGGUGCAUGUUUCUCUCCCUCAUCCAAUCAAAAUAGAAAUACUCGUUCUUGAUGGGGAUUUUCCUCCGAGAGAUGAUACUUGGACGAGCGACCAAUUUGAUAAUAGCAUUGUCAAGGAGAGAACCGGAAAGCGGCCGUUGCUUUACGGGGAAUUGACCGUCACUUUGAGGGACGGCUUUGUGGUGGUUGGAGACAUCGAGUUCACCGAUAACUCGAGCUGGAUUCGGAGCCGCAAGUUUAGAAUUGGCGCGAGGGUGGUCCCCCGUGCAAACUCUCAGGGUUUGAUGAUUCGUGAGGCCAUGACCGAGCCUUUUGUUGUCAAAGAUCAUCGUGGAGAAUUAUACAAAAAACACCAUCCUCCACAGUUGGAAGACGAAGUCUGGAGGCUGGAAAAGAUUGGCAAAGACGGAGCUUUUCACAAAAAGCUUUCUUCCAAGGGUGUUACAACAGUGCAAGACUUUCUAAAGUUGUCUGUUAUCGACGCGCAAAAACUUAGAAAAAUUUUGGGUGUUGGGAUGUCGGAAAAAAUGUGGGAAGUUACUCUAAAGCAUGCAAAGACUUGUGAAAUGGGUCCCAAAUUGCAUAUUUACCGUGGAAGAGAUUUAUCUAUUGUUCUCAACCCCAUUUGUCAAGUUCUUAAGUUUGAGGUUAAUGGGCAAGUUUACUCUACUCGGGAAAUAAGUUACAAUUUUAGUAGGGCCUAUAUUGAAAGUUUGGUAAGGGAAGCUUAUGAUAACUGGAAUUCGCUAGAAGUGGUGGAAGGAAUUAUAUAUAUAUAUUUUUUGACAGGUGAUCACAUGAUUAUGGACCAGCAAUAUCCAAACAAUGCUCAACAAGGAAAGAUGAUAAAAGGGAUUGAGCAAAAUGGGCACCAAAAUCUUGAUGAUAAAUCAAUGAUGGGCGUUGGCUACUUCCUUCCAAGCAAUGUACAGAUGGACUGCACUGAUUGGAUGCAAGUGAACACGCCAUAUAUAUAUGGAAUGAGUACUGUUGAAAGUACUGGCAACCGAGCUUCCAUGUCUGAUUGUUCUUCGGAUUGUGAUUUAGCACCUCAAGGUCUAUAAUUUGAUACUUAUAAUAUAAUGUUGCUGUGUAUAAAUAGAAAUUACUUUAAUGUCUCUCUAGGAGAAUGCUUAGUGCAAAUGCUUAGGUCAUAUAUAUAUAUAUAUAUCCCAAUAGCAUUUUAGACUUUUAGUGCAUGGCCAAGAGACAGAAAUAGAGGAGAACAACAAGGCCUUAAGUUUCCUCCAACAAAUAGAAGAAAGGAAAAAAAAAAAAAAAAAUCCCUUCUUGUAUUCCUGUUUUAUAUGCUGUCCAGAACUACACGUAUUUGCUGGGACUGGGGAUCGUAGUUAUGUAAAUAAAUCCUCGUGCUUUUUUUGAAUGAAAUGAAGUUUUCGAGUUAUGGACUUUUUAGUUA